Molecule: messenger RNA, 2235 nt
Organism: Mesorhabditis belari
Lineage: Eukaryota; Metazoa; Nematoda; Chromadorea; Rhabditida; Rhabditidae
Source: the annotation of a GenBank genome assembly
AUGACCGGUUUGGAAUUCGUGAAACGUGGGACAAAGAUCGUUCUACUCGGCGUCGGUUCGUUCAAUCCGCCAACGAUUAUGCAUCUACGAAUGUUCGAGAUUGCUCGCGAUCACCUCGAGAUGAUAUUAGGAUGCAAAGUUGUUGAGGGAAUCAUGAGCCCAGUUGCCGACACGUACGGAAAAACCAAUCUAGCAAGUGCUACUCACAGAUUAGAAAUGACGCGACUUGCGGCAGCAACAUCGACGUGGAUUCGGGCAGAUGGAUGGGAGAGCACGCAGAAAAGUUGGUCACGAACACUUCAAGUCCUUGGACAUCAUCAAGAACAAGCGAAAGAAAAAUACGGUAAUGAGGUUCGAUUGAUGUUGGUGAGAAUCUUUUGGCAUCCAAAUGAUAUUUCGUCGAUUGUGAGCGAUUAUGGACUCCUUGUGAUUUCUCGCGAGAACUCGGAUCCGUUGGGAACGUUGAAUAAGAUGGAAUUUCUUCGAAACAAUCAAGAAAAGGUUCAAUUCAUAACCGAAGAUGUUUGUCCAUGUGAUGUCUCGGAAAUCUAUAUGGUCAAUGAGAGCGCUCUGAUUGGGGAGCGGCUUGCACAAGGUAUUACCCACAAUAAUGAGAAGGAUGAGAAGACGGUGACUAAAGAGCUGUCAUCCCCACGAGGCCCGAUUCACCUAGUUAUUCCAGCCACCGCAAAAAGCAUUCCAGAUAUCGACGCCUGCGAUGAGCUACCGUCAUCAAGUAAAGAGUCAAAAACGAUGAGUGUUUUUACUGACGGACAACCACACCAACAAAAAAACUCUGACCGUGGACGGUUUCCCUUUUCUUUGAAAACAUCAAAAUUUUGGCUACGACUUCUGCGACCGUGGAAGUGGAGAAAUUUGAAACGAAGCAGGGAUAAAAAUGGAAUGGUUAGAAGUGGUAGCGCAGAUGUGAUUCGAUCAACGCCAAAUGUCAUUCGUUGUCCACCAUCGCCAUCGUUGCCCUCGCUGAUGCACAGUAGAGAGCUCGCAUCAUUGCCCGAUUUCAAAAGGAGACAAAGCCACGAUGUUGAGGCUUCAGCUGCUGCUUUGUUGAGUCAAGAAGAAAUGAGGACCACAUAUGUGCACAUUGGAGAUGAGUCGUCGUUAGAAGAAUCACUCGAAAGUGUCCCGGAAGUAAAGAACAGCCCUCCACGUGCUCCGGGUGUUGAGGUGAUUCGAGUACGGGCCGUUUCUCAUCAACCGCAAAAACACGUGGUUUUCAUUCAAGAUAAUCAAACAUUUAUUGACUCAACAGCUCUUCCGGGGACAAACGAAGCCACUUUGUACAAGCCACUGCAAGUAGAUCUAUCUCACUCAUUGACCGUUGCAUCGAAUCGUCAAAAACUUGAUUUCGAGGCAUUCUUCAACGGCGAAGAAACGGAAAACGAAGACGAGACUAGCGAUCUGAUGAGACCAAAGGAUCACAAACAACAAUUUGCUGAAGUUGCCGCUAAAGAGCCCGAUCUCAACGCGAUACCAGGACGUCCCGCUUUGCGAAGGCCCGGGCAGCCAUCUCGUGUUCGACUCCGACCACCCAACAAUGGUUCACCGAAGAAGAAUGUUGCCGAGAAAAGAACUGUGAUCAACGAUGAUGGACUAAUCACUCGGCUUACUGAUGACAGUGAUAGUGAUGGGGAAAUACAAUACAGAGAUGAUCCCAUUUCUACACCAAGCAAAUCUUUAUCUGAUCUCCCGCCAUUAACCCGUUCCGAUGACGAAGAAGAUGAGGAAGAAGAACCGGCUAUUGCUGAUGGUCUGGCUUCAAAGGUUUUCCGUAAAGACACAUUUGCGUUACGUUUGGAUGUGAAAGAGGACUUCAACGGUCAAACGCCCGAUGAAAGACGUGAAAAUAUGCAGAAUGCAUCCGCAAAACUUCUACGAAAGCUGAGUGAGCGGCCGACGGCGAACGAGUUGAUGAAUCGGAAUAUUUUGAGGGGAGAUGAAGAGGCGAGCACGAUGGAGGAGAAAAGGAAAAUGCUGUUGAGAAAGUUAUCGUUUCGUCCGACGAUCCAACAGCUCAAAGACCAACAAAUCAUCCAAUUCAAUGACUAUGUCGAGGUUACUGAAGCUGAGAUCUAUGAUCGAAAAGCGGAUAAACCGUGGACGAGGCUCACCCCAUCUGAUAAAGCUUUGAUACGAAAAGAACUGAACGAUUUCAAACAAACUGAAAUGGAUGUACAUGUGGAUAGUCGAAAGUUUACGAGACUUCACAAGCCC